Molecule: messenger RNA, 1327 nt
Organism: Suncus etruscus (white-toothed pygmy shrew)
Lineage: Eukaryota; Metazoa; Chordata; Mammalia; Eulipotyphla; Soricidae
Product: arylacetamide deacetylase-like
Exons: 5
Coding region: 29-1225 (398 amino acids)
Cellular component (GO): membrane
Molecular function (GO): carboxylic ester hydrolase activity
Source: RefSeq, a predicted model, not a curated record
UGUGUCGCUAAGUAGAGCAGAAAUUAUCAUGGGCAGAAAAGUGCUUUUGUUCCUGAUUGUGGGGGUCCUUGGUGCACGGUACCUGUACAUACCCCUGCCAGCCAACACCGAGCAGCCUUGGGUAAUUAUGUGUGUGGAAACACAUCUAAAGAUUAUGUCAAACUUGAUGCUAUUUGCUGAGCUACUGGGAAUCAGCCAUUACAUGACCAGUACCAAUUUUGCUGCGAGCUUUCUGGAUACCCCACCCACUUCUGAUGAAAAUGUCUCUGUGGUAGAAGCCACUUUCCACAACAUCCCUGUUCGUGUCUAUGUGCCAAAGCAGAAGACUAAUACACUCAGAAGAGGCAUAUUUUAUAUCCAUGGUGGUGGUUAUUGUUUGGGAAGUGCUGGUUUUUAUAACUUUGACCAUCUGUCAAGACGAACUGCGCACAGACUGGACGCUGUGGUCAUUUCCACCAACUACCGACUAGCACCAAAAUAUCACUUUCCAGCUCAAUUUGAAGAUGUUUAUAAUUCACUGAGGUGGUUCUUGAGUGAAGCUGUUCUUCAGGAAUAUGGUGUGGACCCUACAAGGAUUGGGGUGUGUGGAGACAGUUCUGGAGGGAACUCAGCAACUGCAGUGGUCCAGCAGCUUCAACAUGAUCAAGAUGUCAAAGUCAAAGUCAAAGUCCAGGCUUUGAUCUAUCCUGCCCUUCAGACUGUGGAUUUUGAUUUACCAUCCUACCGUGAAAAUGCACACUCUCCAAUUCUGAACAGGUGGCUCACACUCAGAUUCAUGAGUGAGUAUUUUACUACAGACAGAUCCCUGGAGAAAGCCAUGACUACCAACCAGCACAUACCUGAACAUGCAGCUCACCUCCUCCAGUUUGCUAAUUGGAGCUCCCUGCUGCCUGAGCGCUUUCAAAAAGGACACGUUUAUAAGAAGCCAACUUUUGGCAGUUCCACCCUAGCGAAGAAGUACCCAGGGUUCCUGGAUGUGCGGGCAGCCCCACUAUUGGCAGAUGACACACAGCUGCGUGGCUUACCCCAGACCUAUGUGCUCACCUGUCAACAUGAUGUCCUAAGAGAUGAUGGGGUCAUGUACGUCACCCGCCUUCGGAAUGUUGGGGUUCCAGUGACUCAUGACCACAUUGAAGAUGGAUUUCACGGAUUAAUUUCUACUGGACUGAAGGUUGGAGCUAGAAUGGAAAACCAGUACAUCAAUUGGCUAAGUGAGAAUCUCUAGCAAGAAUCUGAGCAGCGGUUGUGAGAAAUUGAAAUUGUUUAAGUGAGACAUUAGUGGGAAUCAAAGAAUUAAUUGGUGCGUGAGGCUAUGUUUCACCUCUGG